This is a messenger RNA of Acanthosepion pharaonis, 960 nucleotides long. The record is from the annotation of a GenBank genome assembly. Lineage: Eukaryota; Metazoa; Mollusca; Cephalopoda; Sepiida; Sepiidae.
AUGCCUUGUCACGUCAGAACCGACAGUAAAAGGCUCUCCGCAGCUUCCUUUCUUCCAUCCGUUUUUGUCAUUACGUUAUUCAUAUUUUCUUUCUCUGUGUUCAUAUUAUCUAUCUAUCUAUCUAUCUAUCUAAGAGUUUUCAUAUUAUCUAUCUAUAUAUGUUCAUAUCUAUCUAUCUAUCUAAGACUUUUCAUAUUAUCUAUCUAUCUAUCUAUCUUAACUUUUCAUAUGAUCUAUCUAUCUAUCUAUCGAUCUAUCUAUCUAUCUAUCUAUAUCUAUCUAUCUCUAUCUAUCUAUCUAUCUAUAUAUAUAUAUAUAUAUAUAUAUAUAUAUAUAUAUCUUAGUCUGUUCAUUAUCUAUCUACCUUCAAGAGUGUUCAUAUUAUCUAUCUAUAUCUGUUCAUAUCUAUUCUUUUCAUAUCUAUCUAUCUAUCUAUCUAAGAGUUUUCAUAUUAUCUAUCUAUAUAUGUUCAUAUCUAUCUAUCUAUCUAUCUUAGGCUUUUUUUAUCUAUCUAUCUAUCUAUCUAUCUAUCUAUCUAUCUAUCUCAGUCUCUUCAUCUAUCUAUCUAUCUAUCUAUGUCAGGUGCUUACUUUCUAUCUAUCUAUCUAUCUAUCUAUCUAUCUAUCUCAGUCUGUCCUUAUCUAUCACUUUCACUCGCUUCGUAACUAUCUCUUUAUCUAUUUAUCAAUCAACCAAUCGGUUAAUCUAUCUAUCUAUCUAUCUAUCUAUCUAUCUAUCUAUCUAUCUAUCUAUCUCAGUCUGUUCAUAUCUAUGUGUCGGUCUGUCUCUCUGACUCCGUAUAUUCUUAUCUAUCUAUCUAUCUAUCUAUCUAUCUAUCUAUCUAUCUAUCUCAGUCUGUUCAUAUCUAUGUGUCGGUCUGUCUCUCUGACUCUGUAUAUUCUUAUCUAUCUAUCUAUCUAUCUAUCUAUCUAUCUAUCUAGUGGGGGUGUUUGUGAGUGA